GCCGCCUUCUUCCUGCAGGAGCUCUGCGGUCGAGAAAUCCAUUCCCCCAUUUCCCGCCCGCCGAAAUCGACGCCGUGAAAUCGAGGGAGGCCGGGUCCGUCGGUCCCCUGGUGGUUUUUCGUCUCCGUUUCGGCGUUUGGACCGCCUAGGCCACCAUAGCCUCCGCGGAAUCCGGCUGGCUGGCUGGCUGGCGGGGACGGCGCUGUCAAGAGCCAGGCGAGCUCCAGAGGGAUACUAACCGGGGAGAGGGCAGCAGGCGGCAGAGAGGGGUCGCCAGCUCGGGACUCGCCGAGAAGAAACAGCUGAGCGAAGAAGAGGAGGAGGAGGAGCCCAAGGAGAGGGACGGACGAUCCUGGGGCUGGAGCCCAGGCUCGGCGGGGAGGCGGGGAUCGCUCUGGCAGCCUUCCCGGCACGGGUGAUCCGCCGACUUCGCCAAAGCCGUUGCUGUCAGCGGGCGUGAGGAGCGGAGAGGACCGGCUGCGAGCGAGCGAACGAACGAACGAGCAGCCUCGAAAAGCGAGGGAAGGAAGGCAGCCCUUCUCUCUCUCCCCCCCCCACCCCACGUCUCUCCUCCCCCAGCUCCGGAGCCUCUUAGCGGGAGCUCCCCAGCUUCCCCCCUUGCAGCUUGGAGGGUUCCCGGUGGCCCCCGCCUUCCCCGCUUGGAAAGCCCGCAAAGCCGAGCCGAGACGGCGAGAGAAGAAAGACGGCAGGCGGGAGCCCCAAGGAAGGCAAGGGGGCUUUUUUUGAAUGCGACCGUGGCUGGUGAAAGGACGAAACCCGGCUGCAUGGACGAGAACUGGGAGAGAGGGCUUUUUUUUUUUUUUUACCCUUCCUCUACGGAGCGCCGAUGCCCCCUUUCCAAGGUCUAUUUUGAUCUUGGUCUUUUGAACUAAGAAGAACUGUGCAUAGCCAUAUUGCAGAGCGGAUGUGUCCUGGAGUGGAAGCCCUAUGAUGAAGUAAGAGAAGAAGGUGUGGAGUCUCCUGAAAGUGAUGUGAAAUCCAGCCCCCAAGAACUUCUUUGUGGAAGGCAUUUGAGAGGGGACUGUGUUUUCUCCCCGCUAAGACUAUGAUGUCGGUUGAAAGCUCCACAAUAACGAGCAGAAUAAAAAAUUUACUUCGGUCUCCGUCUAUCAAAUUGAGAAGAAGCAAACCAGGGACCAAGCGGGGAAAUAUCAGCACUAAGGUGACUUUAGAAAAAGUCCUGGGAAUCACUGUCUCUGGAGGCAGAGGAUUGGCCUGUGAUCCUAAGAACGGUCUCAUUGCUUAUCCAGCUGGGUGUGUUGUUGUGCUGUUUAACCCCAGGAAAAACAAGCAGCAUCAUAUUCUAAACAGCUCCAGGAAGACUAUUACGGCCCUUGCUUUUUCUCCUGAUGGAAAAUACCUGGUUACUGGAGAGAGUGGGCAUAUGCCUGCAGUCCGUAUAUGGGAUGUUGCUGAGCGGACCCAGAUGGCUGAACUUCAAGAGCAUAAGUAUGGAGUGGCAUGUGUGGCCUUCUCACCAAGCUCCAAGUACAUUGUCUCAGUGGGUUAUCAGCAUGACAUGAUAGUCAAUGUUUGGUCAUGGAAGAAAAACAUUGUUGUGGCAGCCAAUAAAGUCUCAAGCAAAGUGACAGCAGUUUCAUUCUCUGAGGAUUGCAGCUAUUUUGUUACAGCUGGAAACCGGCACAUCAAAUUUUGGUACCUGGCUGAUAGCAAAACCUCUAAGGUGAAUGCCACGGUCCCCUUGCUUGGGCGUUCUGGUUUGCUCGGAGAAUUGAGGAACAAUUUUUUUACAGAUGUGGCAUGUGGCAGGGGUAAAAAAGCAGACAGCACUUUUUGUAUCACUUCCUCUGGUCUGCUGUGUGAAUUCAAUGACAAGAGGCUACUGGACAAGUGGGUGGAAUUGAGGAACACAGACAGCUUCACAACCACUGUGGCAAAUUGCAUCUCCUUGAACCACGAUUACAUCUUCUGUGGCUGUGCUGAUGGUACUGUUCGAAUUUUUAAUCCUUCAAAUCUUCACUUUGUGACCACACUCCCUAAACCGCACUUCCUAGGGACGGAUAUCGCCAGUGUUACAGAAGCCAGUCGGCUUUUCUCUAAUGUGACUGAUGCCAAGUAUCCAGACACCAUUGCCUUAACCUUUGAUCCGAAUAACCAGUGGCUGUCUUGUGUUUACAAUGAUCACAGCUUGUAUGUGUGGGAUGUCAAAGACCCCAAGAAAGUGGGCAAGGUUUAUUCUGCGUUAUACCACUCCUCCUGUGUCUGGAACAUUGAGGUGUAUCCUGAGGUAAAGGAUAGCAAUCAAUCUUGCUUGCCCCCAAACACCUUCAUCACUUGCUCCUCAGAUAACACCAUCCGCCUGUGGAACACUGAGAGCUCAAACAUCCAUGGAGCCUCCUUGCAUCGAAACAUCCUGAGCAACGAUUUGAUGAAAAUCAUCUAUGUAGAUGAAAACACUCAGGCCCUCUUGGACACAGAAUACAAUACAGCUGGAGGUGUAGAGAAGGCUGACACACAGGCCAUAGAUACAAAAGUGGGGAUUCGCACAGUGUGUGUGAGCCCUACUGGGGAGCACCUGGCCUCAGGUGAUAGGAUAGGCACUCUCAGGAUAUAUGAAUUGAAGCCCCUGAGAGAGAUGCUGAAGGUAGAAGCCCAUGACUCAGAAAUCCUCUGCCUUGAAUAUUCCAGACCAGAGACAGGAUUGAAGCUUCUAGCAUCCGCAAGUCGGGAUAGAUUGAUUCAUGUCUUGGAUGCAGAGAAGGAUUAUAGCCUACAACAAACCAUGGAUGAACAUUCAUCUUCCAUAACUGCAGUGAAAUUUGCAGCCAACGAUGGAAAGGUGAGAAUGAUCAGCUGUGGGGCUGAUAAGAGCAUCUAUUUCCGCACUGCACAGAAGACAAAUGAUGGGGUUCACUUUACUCGUACACAUCAUGUUGUUAGGAAGACUACUCUUUAUGAUAUGGAUGUGGACCCUAACUGGAAAUAUGCUGCUAUUGGAUGCCAAGACCGUAACAUCAGGAUUUUCAACAUCAGCAGUGGGAAGCAAAAGAAACUAUACAAGGGAUCUCAAAGUGAAGAUGGCACUCUAAUUAAAGUACAAAUGGAUCCUUCUGGUCUGUACAUUGCAACCAGUUGUUCUGACAAGAACCUUUCUAUCUUUGAUUUCUAUUCAGGCGAAUGUGUAGCCACAAUGUAUGGGCACUCAGAGAUCGUAACUGGGAUGAUGUUCAGUAAUGACUGUAAACACUUGAUUUCAGUCUCUGGUGACAGCUGUAUUUUCAUUUGGCGUCUGAGUUCUGAGAUGACUAUCAAUAUGCGUCAGCGGCUGUCUGAAAUGAAGCAAAGGGGAAAACAAGCAGAAAAAACUCAACCAGGCAAAACAGCUGGUCUUUCCAGGCAUGAAUCAGUCUCCGCCCUCUCAUCUGCACCAGUGCUUUCAUCAGACAGCGAUAAGGAUGGUGAAGAUGAAGGAAAUGAUGAGGAUGAGUUACAUGGACUACAGUCUUUCCAAAUGACAACCAAUGUCAAUCUUGAAAGUUGUUCAGAUCUUUCUCUUUCAAGAAGCUUAUCUCACUGGGAAAUGAGACGGGCAAAAGAAAUGGCGAUGAUCCAGGGUUCAGAAAACACCAUGAGCAAGAUGCCUCGGCAGCGGAGCCGUUGGACCCAGCCAACGAGCAGUUUAGAGAUGACGGUUAAAUCUAUGCUUGAUCUACGUCAACUGGAGUCUUUCUCAGUGUCUCGUUCCGCUAGUCAGGAUUCUCUUUCCCAGGCCAGCAAUGGAGAUGACCACAAAGAACACCCCAGUGUCUCAAAUUAUGCCAAGAAAGAGGGAGGCUCCACAGCUCUGGAAGAAAAUCAGCCUUGCCUUCGACCUCAAGUGAUUAGACUUGUGUCCUGUGAAGGAGGGAUUUUCCCACAAGAAAUGGAACCUUCAGAGAGUGAAGAGUGUGUCAUUUACCCAGAACAAGAUGAUCUUCCUCCUGCUGAUAUCAGCAGUGAUUUCCAAGUAAAAGCACUUCCACAUGGAAAACUGGGUAGAGGCUACAAUAGCAACGAGGGGCCAGAUAAGCACAGCCCCGACAGUGCUUGUUCUGUGGAUUAUAGUAGCAGUCGACUAUCAAGUCCAAAUGAAGAUUCUGAAAGUACAGAGCCUCUCAGUGUGGAUGGCACUUCAGACUUGGAUGAGCAAGUGGGUGAAGAAGAUGAGGAAGAUGUAAACACUGGAUUAUUGGAUGGAGAUGUUCCCACGACUCCAGAUCAAGAGAAGUUCCUCAAGCAGCAUUUUGAGACUCUAGCCAGUAACAGUGAUAAGGAUGGAUCAUGUAGGACCCUGGAGAGAAUGGAAAACAGCAUUUCUUCUCGGUUUCUAUCUCGGUUUCCAGGACUCAGGGAACCCUCAUUUUCUGCAUCAAAGCUGGUACUGGAUAAGAAAUCUACUGAAGGGUCUGGUUUGCCAAAACAACGUACCAAUGAACUGCUGAAAAAUGGGCUUGACCAUCAGGACAUGCCCACAGAGAACGGCUUCUUUCAAAAUGAUAUUAAUUCCAUUAGGUCACUUUAUAUGCAGAAAAAAAGGAAGUCUGCUGUAGAGAUCAACAGAGGACGUGGAAGAUCUGUUGGGUCUUUCCCAGAUAGUGAUGGAGCAGUGAUGCUGCGGAAAUCCCAAUCAGUUCACGAUCUUGUUCAUAAUGAUAAAAUUCCUGGUGUGAUGCUGUCUGUCAGGCAACGACCUCAGGCACUAAUCAUAGGUGAGAAGGAGCCAAAAUCUAACCAUUGUCAGACAUUUUCUGCAACACUAUUGAAGAUGGAGAAUUCCAGCUUUUUGCAAGCCAAAGACAUUAAAGCUGCAAAACCAAAGUCCUAUAUGAGUCCUACCACAAGUUUCAUGGCCAAGAUGUCCCGUAGUGUGUCUAUGGGAGAGAAUCUGUGCUUUGGUGAUAGUUCAGAAAACCAGAAUGAAGUGAAAAUCAUCCCGCAAGUAUCAGAGAAGACAAGAUUAAAUCUGUUAGAGGACAUUGAGAAGAAUAAGCCAUUUGUGAAAGACAACAGCCCAGUGAAAUCUUCUCUUCAGCAAACUGCAAGCUCUUCUUCACCCCAGUCCUUUCAGAGCAAGUUGGCAUCUAGUCGAGCCCAUUUGACUCUUGACAUCCCCAAGCCUCUACCUGAUAGACCAAUAUUAGCUUCUUUCUCACCAAAGACAAAAUCAAAAACUGUGCUAGGACCAGAAUAUCCUCAGUCACCUGGUGCUGUUGGGAAAAAGAAGCAGUCUUUUCCUGAAGGCUGGGCCUUGAAAUUGGAAAGUCAAGCAUCUGGACCUCUUGGCCUUGGUAAAAGUAGUUCUUUGAGUCCUUGUGCAGACGCUCUGAAAGAGAACCAAACACAAUUGAGGUCCAAAACCCAACUUGAGCCAAGAGUAACUAAUUCCAAGCGAAAAGAGCCUUCAGAUGAACUGCAUCCGAUUUCUUCAGAAAAACUGCCACUGGAAUGCAGGGACAAAGUUGCCACUGUUAGUUAUGUGCCAGCUAACAAUGAGCAUUGCUCUUAUGAAGAAAGUGGGCCAAGGUCUCCUACAAAUGCAAAAAGCCUUGGAAAGGAUUCAGGUUCUUCAAUCAGUGUUGAGCAAUGCAAGCACGUAGUGUCUGAGCUCCAGGACAGUAUGCGUAAGGCCAUCCAGAUAUAUCACCUGGUAUCUACUGAUAUGGAAUCUUCACCUGAUAAAGAUAAGAUUUCAGGUCUGUUGACUGAAACUUUCUCUGUGAUGAAAAAAGAAUUGGAUUCCCUGAAAGAUGGCAAUGGACUUCAAAGGAAGAAAGAUCAACUGAUGCAACCACAAAAUAUAGUUGGAAUGCCAUUAGGGGAGGGCAGUGGUGAAACUUUACCUAGCCCUCGGCACUUUGGAGAUGACCAAACUCUUGCCUUGUUGGAACAAUACUCAGAGUUACUGCUACAAGCUGUUGAACGACGUAUGGAUAAAAAACUUUAAAUAUAGUUUUCAACAACAAACACUUUUAAUGGAAUGCUAAGAACCAUACACAAUGGACAAAAACUGAUGGAUCAUUAUCAUAUUGACAACUUGAAAUAACACUUUGGGGUGUUUUUUUAAUCCAAUGGGCAAAUAUCUUUUCUUUUAACAGAAACAGUUCUGUCCACAACUUUUUAAAAUGUGCUGGUCACAGUACUAAUCUCCUUGUGCCUAUCUCCUCCACGAAGAGUGUUAUAAGAAAUAUUUGGCUUAAAAACCAUUCUAGCAAUUAAAGAGAAUUGGUCAAUGGUCAGUGGUCCAGGAAUGGCCCAGCCUAAAACUGCUGACUUAAUAGAAUGAGAUCAAGCUGAAAUAGCUUUGUCCCUCUGCAGUGUUAUCUCAAACUAGGCAUAGACUAUUACAACUGUUAUUUAUUAAUUUAUUUUUACGAUUAUAAUUCUGAAACUUUUACCUGGGUUUUGUAGUUAUGGUUAUUUUGACAUCUUUUCCACAUUUAUAGUGUGAGAGAUUUGAUAUAGUAAAUAUAUUGAUGGACAGCAGGUAGGUUAUAGAACUGCUUUCUGCUGUAGCCUGUAUUACUGAUUUUUGCUUCCUUGUUCCUCUUUAUUAUGCCAAUAUGUUUUAUUUUAAUUUUGUAUUCAGCAUUAUGAUCAUUCUGCUUCUGUUUUCUGUUUAAAGAAAAUCCUGUGCUCUAUUUUUCAUUGACAUUUGUUUCCACAAAUCACUGGUUCUACGUCCAGAGAUUUGUUACAAAGCUUGUUGGUUAAAAGAAAGGCUUUUUAAACCUGUAGUUAAAAAAUAGUUGUACGUUUCUCAGGUUUUAUGUAAAACCAUAUCCAUCAGAGUCAAAUUGAUGCAGUUGAAUAACUAUCCAUUUUUUAAAAAUUCUUACAGCUGGGUUAUGUCAGUGGCAUCAGCUACUGGACUCAUGAUAUUAGCACUGUUCUGUUUUUGUGGAUAUAGAAAUGUAGAAAAGUUGAUAUGAUGGGGAAGGGGUAGUGUCAUAAAACAGUCACAGAACAGAGUGAUGAAAGCUUGUAAUCAAUACAACUUCUGGGAAAGCUUCAGAUAUUCCUAACUUCCCAAAAAAGAGAUCCCUUUUCUCUGUCUAUGGCUGAAAUCUGAAAACAAUCCAAGUGUGAGUGUUCAGGAAAUACUGAUUGCUAUGACAUUACUAUUCUAUUUCCUUUCCUCCCUUACACUGGAACAUAACUAAAGCUUACUGUGUUCUACAUUAUACCAGAUUUCUCCAAUUCCGUAUCAAUUAGCCUUUGUUCAAACAAAGAAGGAAAGUAAGUGCAGAUCUACUACAUCCUUUUAGCUACAGUACCCUUUGUAUUGAAUUAUUAAUCCUAACAUGUCUGAAGUAUUCACUGAUAAAAAAGAAACCUUUUUAAAACAAUAAAGUUAUAAAACUUUAAUACUACUCUCUCAGGUUAGAAUAGCAGUGUUUCUUACUGGUGAUCUGAUCAUUUUAAUAAAUGGCUUCACUGUUGUAGCCUAGCCUCCAUCUUCUGCCUCCUAGUUUUGUUGAGGUUAAAACAACUUUGUUGAGAAUUCUUAGCCGGUAUGGUCCAAAUUAAAAUUCUGAAGAUUUGCGCUCAUAGUCAAUCUAGAGGAUACCAUGGUGAAAUAGGCUGAUUUAGAUAUUCCUGAGUGGCUUUUGUACUUGCAUUUUGUAAACUGUCAUGUGAACAUCUGUCUUCAUUGCUCCAGAUAGCUGGCCACCUCUGGUAUAGCUUUUUGUCUGAAUCUCAUUAGCUUUCAUCCAGCACCACUGCAGCGUUAAAGAAAUCUGCAGAGCUGUUCCCGUUUUGGCUGUCCAUUGAACUCCAAGGCUGGGGACUUGGAGCAGUUAGUGCUGUUUAAUUAUGUCAUUUCUGGAUUUGUUUAGAUAAUUCUCUGAAUAGAUUUGAAUGAUAGUUGGCACACUUCUUAAAACUGAGCUUUUUUCUUCCAGCUAUAGAUGCUUGAAUCUAGAGACACAAGAAAAAGAGUCUUAUUGCUAAGGAUAGACUGCUGGAAUAUACUCUUAACUUAAGUGAAAAUUAAGGUGGCUUUUUUCUACACAUCCAUGUUGGGAAAUGUCAUAAUAGCCAAAAUAUCUUCUUCCUGUUCAUAUCUAGACUGUAAAAAGUGUUCAAUGCUCAGGAAUCUUUCCUAUGCUGGAACACAUGCACUCAGGUAAAGAAGUCAUGCUUCCAGAUAUCCUGUGGCAUGAACAAUGAGAAAUUCAGAAUGUCUAUUCAACCUUGACAGGGUCAAACUUUCAAAUGUCUUUGGAAAUAAAAUCAACUUGCUGAUAAUUUAUACCUCAAGCAUUAACAAGUAAUGAUUAAUCAGGGACUGCCUUGGAUAAGAGGCAACAUCAAAACCCCUGUUAAUUUCAAAGCAGUUUCCAGUGAAUAUGUUUCAUUGUGUUAUUCUUAUAUCAGGACCUAUUUAUUUUCAUAGACCCAAGUAGGAAAAUACUGUAAUACAGAUAGGGACUUGGAUGUGAACUAGAACUGUAGUUUUGUGAGUCUUGAGUAAGUAGAUAUUUAAGGAGGAAUGGAUAGGCCUGUAAUUUCUAAUAUUUUGUUUAAAGGCAUACUGAAGGCUUCUAGAAAAGUUAUACGACUGAGAAUCAGUUGAUUCAAGGAGUGAAAUAGAAUGAAAAAGUUCUGGAAUGGAAGAGAGACAUUGUAAGUAGGGUUAGCAAUUAAACAAUAAUGUAAAUGAGCUCAUAAUUAAAAAUUGAGAUAUGUUUGUCUUUUGAAGUACCCUUUAUUUUCCCACUAAUACGUAUGAUUUGGGCAUGGGGAAGGAAUAUUCUCAGUCAAUAAAAUUUCUCAAAGCCAUUUGAGUUCCAUGAGAUUCUGACCUCCUUUAUUUUCUCUAUGCGGUCAGGAAGAACCAGGAGAAAAGUCUACAUAUUCUCCAUGGAAAAUACUUGAUGUAAAAUACACUUUUUAGUCAUUGGUGGCACCUUAGUAGACUUAUAGUAAUUCAAAUGUAAACUUUGGAGCAUUGCUUUUUAAAAAGUUAGAUUAUAAGAAGAUUUGUGACAGUAAAAUGUCAGCUAGCAUACUUUUGUUUUCAACUGCAUGCAGCUUUUCUGGUGUUAUUAUGGAUGUCCAUUAGCCCUUUAAGGAAACUUCAACAUGUUAUCUAGGGAGAGGAAAAAUACAAAUGCAGUAUUUCAAUCUGCUAUUUCUACUGUUUUUAAUGUAUGCAUGCAAUUUCUACAUAUUAAAAAAAAAACCUCAAAGAGAAACUAUAAAAGAUCCAUUUCUGAUGUCAUAUUUGCAUAUUGUCUCUGUGUUUUCUGAAAUGUUUCUUAAUGUGAUUUAAAAUUUCUUAUACUAUUUCUCUUUUCAAAGAUAGCCUUUAUUAAAAAAAAUACUGUGCAUGCAAAUGAGACCUAUCCCUGUUUCUAUAGAAACACAGGAAAACUUUCAAAGGCUGAAAUAUGUGCACACCAGUUAUAGAUAUAUGUAUCUGGUAUUUCUACAUUUGAAUGUCCUGUUACGUACCUGUACUUGUUUUCUUUUUUGUAUAAACAUCUUUUUGAUAUUGGGGCUUAUUCACUUCUCCUUUUCACUCCAGUGAUCCAGAACUUAUUGAUCCCAAAGAAAGAACCAGCCAACACUGAGGACAGUGUUUUAAAACAUAAAUAACAUUGUCAUGUACACUCAGCCACUGGAUCUACAGAAUCCAAUAUUUAAAAUAUGACAUAUUCAGAAUGCAGAGCAGCUACUGUAUGUCCCUUUGGGUACUGCUGGCUAAAUUGUUAUUUCUCUAGAUUAAAAAAAAGAAUAUCCUGUAUUAUUUGUAAAUAAUAAGCUGAAGCUGGGCUGCUUAUAUAUUGGGCUAACCUGCUGUAAAUUAGGAAUACAGUAAGCCAUGUCUACACAAUGUAUCUUUAAAUCUAGGGUACAGAUAGCUUUUAUCUGUGUUCUUUCAACACUCCCUUUUUAUUUUACACUUGUUUCAAAGGAGAAAACAACCCUAAACCUUCUUAUUUAUAAAUUGUGUUUUGUAUCUUGACUUUAAUGGAAUAUGAACCUUUUACAAUGUCCUUUUUUAAUUAUUUGAAAAUUGUUUUAAUGGUUGUUGGGGAUUUGCACUGUGAGCGACUUUGGGGGGGGGUAUUUUUAAUUCUGCAUUCAUUUGUAUUCAAUGUCUAAAUUUCAAUAAAGAAAUUUAUUGUUACAAAUUUA
Messenger RNA from Pantherophis guttatus, 10167 nucleotides. It is a transcript of the gene MAPKBP1, whose product is annotated as mitogen-activated protein kinase binding protein 1. Gene Ontology annotation, molecular function: protein binding. Gene Ontology annotation, cellular component: cytoplasm. NCBI's taxonomy places the organism in Eukaryota, Metazoa, Chordata, Lepidosauria, Squamata, Colubridae. Gene Ontology annotation, biological process: negative regulation of canonical NF-kappaB signal transduction; positive regulation of JNK cascade. The record is from RefSeq and is a predicted model, not a curated record.